Messenger RNA from Closterium sp. Naga37s-1, 2727 nucleotides. The record is from the annotation of a GenBank genome assembly. Lineage: Eukaryota; Viridiplantae; Streptophyta; Zygnematophyceae; Desmidiales; Closteriaceae.
AUGGUGGCUUAUCUGUUUGGGCCUGUCCGUCAGCAUCCGCAGCCAGAACCACAACCUGCGCCAAAUGUGCCCCCUCCAGGAACUCGUGCAACUUAUGAGGGUGCCAGGGCAUUCGUGUUUGCGGGUGCUCGCGAAGGGAGGAGGGCACAGAGAGGGCAGGGUCAGGAUGGCAACGCUGGUGACGACGGCGUGGACAGGGCAUCGCAACCACAGGGAAGUGGGUUCCCGGAGGGCAACCCUUCUGCGUACAACCGGCGAGGCGGAGGUCUCUCUGGCAGGGGUGGUAUGAACCAAGGUGGACGGGGGGGCAGAGCGCAUCGGGGAAUUGGCGUCCCAUCGUGGGUGAACGAUGAAGGAGAGGGCGCGGGGGCUGGAUUUGGCGUCGGCGCUGGAGGGCGGGGCCGGGGCAGUGGGAGAGGAGGCCGUGGACGCAGAGGGAGAGGCUUGCGGGGUGCGGCCUUGGCAGGGGAGGGAGAGGAGUUCCCCUCGGUGGGGAUGCUGGUGAGCACGGGGAUGCCGGAGCUGAAUGGUCCGGCCUUGGAGGCGGAGAGAGAGGAGUGCCUCUUGAUGGGGAUGCUGGAGAGCAAGGGGGUGCCGGAGUUGAAAGGUCCGGCCUUGGAGGCGGAGGGAGAGGAGUGCCCCUCGGUGGGGAUGCUGGAGAGCAAGGGGGUGCCGGAGCUGAAAGGUGCGGCCUUGGAGGCAGAGGGAGAGGAGUGCCCCUCGGUGGGGAUGCUGGAGCGCAGGGGGGUGCCGGAGCUGAAAGGUCCGGCCUUGGAGGCGGAGGGAGAGGAGUGCCCCUCGGUGGUGCACCUUCCGGGAACGGAGGUGUGGGAGCAGGGUUUUCCGGCAUUGGAGGCGGAGGGAGAGGAGUGCCCCUCGGUGGUGCACCUUCCGGGAACGGAGGUGUGGGAGGAGGGUGGUCCGGCAUUGGAGGCGGAGGGAGAGGAGUGCCCCUCGGUGGUGCACCUUCCAGGAACGGAGGUGUGGGAACAGGGAUUUUCGGCAUUGGAGGCGGAGGGAGAGGAGUGCCCCUCGGUGGUGCACCUUCCGGGAACGGAGGUGUGGGAGCAGGGUUUUCCCGCAUUGGGGGCGGAGGGAGAGGAGUGCCCCUCCGUGGUGCACCUUCCAGGAACGGAGGUGUGGGAGCAGGGUGGUCCGGCAUUGGAGGCGGAGGGACAAGAGUGCCCCUCGGAGGUGCACCAGGCGGAAACGGAGGUGUGGGAGGAGGGUGGUCCGGCAUUGGAGGCGGAGGGAGAGGAGUGCCCCUCGGUGGUGCACCUUCCGGGAACGGAGGUGUGGGAGCAGGGUUUUCCGGCAUUGGAGGCGGAGGGAGAGGAGUGCCCCUCGGUGGUGCACCUUCCGGGAACGGAGGUGUGGGAGCAGGGUUUUCCCGCAUUGGGGGCGGAGGGAGAGGAGUGCCCCUCGGUGGUGCACCUUCCAGGAACGGAGGUGUGGGAGCAGGGUGGUCCGGCAUUGGAGGCGGAGGGACAGGAGUGCCCCUCGGUGGUGCACCAGGCGGAAACGGAGGUGUGGGAGGAGGGUAGUCCGGCAUUGGAGGCGGAGGGAGAGGAGUGCCCCUCGGUGGUGCACCAGGAACGCAGGGGAGUGUGGGAGGAGGGUGGUCUGGUGUUGGAGGCGGAGGGAGAGGAGUGCCUCUUGGCGGAGCUCCUGGAGGGCACGGAGGUGUUGGAACUGGGUGGUCGGGCGCUGGGGGCGGUGGGAGAGGAGUUCCCUUGGGUGGGGGUGACCAUGGGGGACAUUGACACGGGGAGGACCACGAGCACUCAUGGAGACCUUGAAGGUGAGUAUGCUGAGCAGUUCCACCCUGCUUCGGCGCUCGCCCUGCCAUGGCCAGACUGCGGCCAAGGAGGAAACACUGGGGCGCAAGGGGUAGACGAGCCAGCCUGGGAGGAGGAUCCGGUGCCAGAGGAUGCUCGGGAGGAAGCAGAUGGGGCGGAUGAUGAUGAUGUUGAACCCGGCAUUCACGUGCGCACCGGCGCUGUCCGCAACAUCCGCAUGCUUCCGCCAACAUGGCUCCUUGCAUCACUGUGGGAUUGGUUCCGCAACAAGUGGUACGAGAGGCAGGAGCACGCGCGGCACAGGGAUGAGUACCUCACGCUGGCUGCCGCGAUACGUCUGGACCAGAAGCGAUUGAGGUGUCAGGGGUACUGGUUCAUGGGGGGAAAUAACUCGGUGGGGACCAUACUGACCAGAGGUGGGGAAAACGAGACGCAGUGGCGCAGCUUCAACGUCAACCUCGACGCUCGCACAUGCGAUUGUGGGAACUGGCAGGAGUACCAGUUCCCAUGUGCACACGCAGUGGCCAUGUGCAUUCUCAAGAAAAGGAGUGUGGAGAUCCUUGUGUCCGAGUACUACACUACACGCAACCUCCGCCACACUUACUACCCACAAGUGAAUGGCACUUACGUUGACAGGCUGGUCAUAGAGGCUCCAAGGGCACCAGAGGGACGGUGUGACGCGCCUUCUCUGAUCGAGACAAGGCUUGGAAGGUCAGAGAAUCACACCCGAUUCGAGGCAGCGCCACACGCCUAUCGGUGCGGGCGAUGCCGACAGCAUGGGCACAACCGCAAAAGGUGCAAGUUCAAGUACGGUGGGUACGGCCAGGCACAGCCUGGCCAGCCAGCUGCUUGGGAGCAGGCUGAGGAGGACCCUGCUGCGGGUGAUCAGGAUGAGGAGGACCCUGCUGCGGUUGAGCAGGAUGAGUAG